AUGCACCGGCUAAUUUCCAGACUUUGUGCCUUCUUUCAGAGGAAAGCGGAUUCAAAGGAAGAGACCGAGCAGGAGAGGCUCCUGGAAGAUGAUUCCAUGUCACAAAACACGCAGGGAGUUGUGACAGGGUCCUGCAGUGACUAUGGCAGCAUUAAUGAGCACCUCCUCUUCAGUGCUGAUGUUGUGGCAGGCAAUGAAGCUCUGAAAGUUAAACAAAAACUUCCUGUAGUUGUGGAAGUAGAUCAAAUGACUCACGGAUCCAAUACAAGCACAAUGGAUGCUUACCGUGAUGGCCUUGGUGAUGCACCAUCAGACUCUCACAUGACAGUUUCACUUGACUGGCUCACCUCUCUAAUUGAUGAUGCUGACCAAAUUAACCACGAAUUGUCCUUCUCUCUAGACAUUGUCUGUAAAGAUUUUGAACCUUAUAAGGGUGACCUGGUAGAAAUUGAGUUUGCUGAGCAGGAAGACACACACAGCAGAAAGGCCAUCUUGAUGAAGCCUCUGAAGCACCUUCAUGUGAAUGAGGUUUGUGUUACUAGAGUGGAUGGCAGAACUGGAGUUCUGGAAGACACCAUCUUUUUCACCUUGGAUUCUCUUAAACUCCCUUCUGGAUAUGUGCCUCGACUUCAUGAUGUUGUCAAUGUGAUUGUAGUGCAGAGCAUUCAGUCCCAGUAUUUCUGGAGGGCAGUCGUAAUGACCCCAGUACGAGUACCGUAGGAACCAAGCCUUUGAAUUUCUUCUUCAGCAUUACUUCUACAGGUAGUGCA
This is a messenger RNA of Phodopus roborovskii (desert hamster), 770 nucleotides long. RefSeq names its product cancer/testis antigen 55. Lineage: Eukaryota; Metazoa; Chordata; Mammalia; Rodentia; Cricetidae. The record is from RefSeq and is a predicted model, not a curated record. The transcript has 5 exons. Bases 1 to 720 code for a protein of 239 amino acids.